Saccoglossus kowalevskii is the source of this 1144-nucleotide messenger RNA. RefSeq names its product mucin-22-like. NCBI's taxonomy places the organism in Eukaryota, Metazoa, Hemichordata, Enteropneusta, Harrimaniidae. The record is from RefSeq and is a predicted model, not a curated record.
AUGACAACAGAAGAAACGGCCACUGAAGGAACUGAUUAUACCUUGGUUUCUGGGACUGAUCUAACUAAAACACCUGAACGUGCAACAACUACAUUUGAAAGUUCUACUUCAACUGAUUUGCCUACAGGUACUUUCUCAACAGAAGAAACGGCCACUGAAGGAACUGAUUAUAUCUUGGUUUCUGGGACUGAUCUUACUAAAACAUCUGAACGUGCAACAACUACAUUUGAAAGUUCUACUUCAACUGAUUUGCCUACAGGUACUUUCUCAACAGGAUUUAUAACAGAAACAACAACUUCUGAUGUUGUGUCAUCAACAUUACCACCUAUUUCCACCCGAGAAACAUUUGAAACAACAGCUCAAACUGAAUCUACUCAGAACAUUAUUACAACAGAAGAAACGGCCACUGAAGAAACUGAUUAUACCUUGGUUUCUGGUACUGAUCUAACUAAAACAUCUGAACGUGCAACAACUACAUUUGAAAGUUCUACUUCAACUGAUUUGCCUACAGAAGAAACGGCCACUGAAGGCACUGAUUAUACCUUGGUUUCUGGGACUGAUCUAACUAAAACACCUGAACGUGCAACAACUACAUUUGAAAGUUCUACUUCAACUGAUUUGCCUACAGGUACUUUCUCAACAGAAGAAACGGCCACUGAAGGAACUGAUUAUACCUUGGUUUCUGGGACUGAUCUUACUAAAACAUCUGAACGUGCAACAACUACAUUUGAAAGUUCUACUUCAACUGAUUUGCCUACAGGUACUUUCUCAACAGGAUUUAUAACAGAAAAAACAACUUCUGAUGUUGUGUCAUCAACAUUACCACCAAUUUCCACCCGAGAAACAUUUGAAACAACAGCUCAAACUGAAUCUACUCAGAACAUUAUUACAACAGAAGAAACGGCCACUGAAGAAACUGAUUAUACCUUGGUUUCUGGUACUGAUCUAACUAAAACAUCUGAACCUGCAACAACUACAUUUGAAAGUUCUACUUCAACUGAUUUGCCUACAGAAGAAACGGCCACUGAAGGAACUGAUUAUACCUUGGUUUCUGGGACUGAUCUAACUAAAACAUCUGAACGUGCAACAACUACAUUUGAAAGUUCUACUUCAACUGAUUUGCCUACAGGUACUUUCUCAACAG